Molecule: messenger RNA, 789 nt
Organism: Glossina fuscipes
Lineage: Eukaryota; Metazoa; Arthropoda; Insecta; Diptera; Glossinidae
Gene: Mpv17
Product: mpv17-like protein
Exons: 2
Coding region: 131-658 (175 amino acids)
Cellular component (GO): cytoplasm; membrane
Source: RefSeq, a predicted model, not a curated record
AUUGAUGAAGAUGUAGGCUCUAAUUUAAUUCAAUUAAGAAUAUUUUUUCCGCAUCACAACUUUUGUUUUAUUUAAUUUUAUUAAUAUUUUUAAAUAUUUUUGUAUCGAGUUUACCGAAAUUUUUGUACUCAUGAAUCGCGCUUUUGUAAAACAUUUCAAAGAUUACCUUCGCGAAGGUUUACAGUGUGGAGUUAUUAUGGGAACGGGAGAUAUCUUGGCUCAAACAGUAACGGAUAAAAGAGAACUUAAGGAAAUUAAUUUUGGGCGUACUUUAAAAUAUGCCUCACUUGGUAUCUUCUAUGUUGGACCUGUACUAAAAGGAUGGUACAAAUAUCUAGAUGUAAUAGUAACAAAAAAAAACACCAAAUUUGUGAGAGCUGCGAAAAAGAUGCUUAUAGAUCAAUCGAUUAUGGCUCCGAUGUUAAACCUAACGCUAAUUCCACUAGUUGGUAUGGUGAUGAAUCAAAGUUACGAUACAAUAAAAAGUCAUAUAAAGUACGAUUAUUUACAAAUUUUGGAAAAAAAUUACAUACUUUGGCCGGCUGCACAGCUAAUUAAUUUCGGUUUAAUUCCUCUACAAUUUCAAGUACUUUUUGUUCAAGUGAUAGCAGUUGUAUGGAAUUUCUUCUUAUCUGGCAUAUUAAACAAAAACAAAUGAUACGAAACUAAAAGAGAAAUGCAGCUUCAUAUUGAAAUUUAAAAAAAGAAAUACAAAAGGAGAUUACCUUCAAUAUAUCCUUUACAAAAUAAAAAAAAUUGUAUUUUACUUCACAUUUGCAAACAUCUGCU